AUGGAUAGAUCAUGUUUAUCAGCAAAUAGAAGAACGAAAGAAUUUCAGAAAGGGGUUGAAGAUCUAUUAAUGGUUGCAUUUGAGAAUGGGUACAGCGAAGAAAAGAUUAGUUGUCCAUGCUUAAGGUGCGCUCAAACAAUAUGGCAUGGGGAGGCAACUUUAGUUGAUAGCCAUGAACAAGAGGGGACUGAUGGUUCAGAAGCUAGUUUUACUCAAGUCCCUACAAGUAUGGGUCAAUCGGACAAUGAUGACGAUGAUAUUUCUUCGGAUACUUCAGAUUUCCUCAACCAUGUUAAAGGUGAACAACAACCCCUUUAUCCAGGAUGUAAGAGUUACACCAGGAUGAAAGCUUUAGUUAAGUUAUACAACUUGAAAUCGAAGCAUGGUAUGUCUGAUUCAUGCUUCUCUGAUGUUCUACUAUUGAUUGGCUCUAUGCUUCCGGAGGGCAACAAUUUUCCUUCUUCUUUCAGUGAAGCGAAGAAAACCUUAUGUACCUUAGGAAUGGGGUAUGAAAAGAUACACGCAUGUCCGAAUAAUUGUCUAUUAUACCGGGGCCAGAGAGAUGAAGACGAGUCUACUUGUCGCAUUUGUAACGCCUCGAGAUGGAAAUUGAACAAGAAAGGCGAGGAACAAGAUGGAAUCCCUACUAAGGUUCUAUGGUAUUUUUCGUUGCUACCAAGAUUAAGAAAUUUUUUCAAUACACCUCAAAUAGCAAAGGACAUGACUUGGCAUGAUACCAGGAGACAAAAGGAUGGUAAAAUGAGGCAUCCAGCUGACUCGGAUACAUGGAAGGAUGUCGACCAAAAGUGGCCUGAUUUUGCAUCAGAGAGUAGAAACCUUCGGUUAGCUCUCUCCGCGGAUGGUUUCAACCCUUUUCGUGGAAACCGUACUGAUCACUCAAGUUGGCCGGUUUUCCUAUCAAUUUACAACCUUCCGCCAUGGCUUUGUAUGAAAAGAAGGUUUAUUAUGCUCUGCUUGUUGAUAUCAGGACCGACUGAAGCUGGAAAUGAUAUCGACGUGUUCCUUAAACCACUCAUAGAAGAUUUGAAGGAGUUUUGGCGCGGUAAACAGGUAUACGAUGCAUUUCAGAAAGAGCCUUUCAUACUUAGGGCCAUUUUAUUGUGGACAGUAAGCGAUUAUCCGGCCUUAGGGAACUUGUCUGGAAAUGUCGUCAAAGGGUAUAAUGCUUGUACCAUAUGUGUUGAUAAAACCAAUGCUACUAGGUUGGAUAAUUACCGUAAGACAGUUGUCAUGAGGCAUCGAAGGUGGUUGCCUCUUCAUCAUCCGUAUAGAAGGACCCAACGCCAACCUCUAUGGAAGAAAGGUGAAGCUCGACCUGUUUGGAAGAAGGUUUCUAUAUUCUUCCAACUCGAAUAUUGGAAAUUUUUGCCGGUUAGGCAUGUUCUUGAUGUGAUGCACAUCGAGAAGAAUAUAUGUGAAGCGUUACUUGGAACUUUGUUAAAUAUUCCAGGGAAGACAAAAGAUAGGGAGUCUGUCCGUAUUGACAUGGCUGCUAUGGGAAUAAGAACAGAGUUGAGGCCGAAAAAUCCUGGGAAAAAAUAG
Molecule: messenger RNA, 1563 nt
Organism: Daucus carota subsp. sativus
Lineage: Eukaryota; Viridiplantae; Streptophyta; Magnoliopsida; Apiales; Apiaceae
Exons: 3
Coding region: 1-1563 (520 amino acids)
Source: RefSeq, a predicted model, not a curated record